GUCGUUUGCCUUUCUGUACAGCUAGCAUGAUCAGUGCAUCAGCGAUGGCGUGCUCUGUGGGUUUGAUCUGGGAGACGCUGACUGGAUGGGAACUGUGCAGGGCCAAGGCGUAGGGAGGGUGAGGCGUGGUUCUGGUGGGACUCCUGAUACCUUCGAUCCCAAAAUAAGUGUGAAGUCGAUCUCUGUUGGCUUGUCUACUGUCAACAUUGUCACCUUCAUGGGACCCCCAGCAAAGUUAGGAUGCGCCCAUCAAGAAUCUGCAUCACAAGGAGACAAGACAUUUUCUAAGAGAUGGCUGCGGCGAUGGUUCGUCCUGAGGCGCACUGCCGGUGCCGUUUACCUCCAGUACUACAAAGACGAGAGCUCCAAUCGACCCAAGGGCACCAUCAACCUCAACGACUGUGAGCAGGUGGACCAGGGACUGACCUUUGAGGCCAAACGCCACCUGGCCAAGGCCUUCGUCUUUGGCAUCGUUACCCCCAAGCGCAAGUACUUCCUGGUCAGCAACAAGGAGGAGGACAUGAUCCGCUGGGUGAGGGAGAUCUGUCUGGCCUGUGGCUUCCAGCUGGAGAACCAAGAAGAAGACGAAAUAGCUGAACCGGCUGUAGCCACGCAGCCUAUCAGCGUAGCCCAAUCCCCGCUGAAUGCAUACUCUCCACGGCCGUUUCCAGCCUCCGUGCCUGCCGAUCAUGCUGAAUCUUACAUUCCACUGGACGAGUGUAAGAGCGGACAGACCAAGGAGUUCCUGUCGCAGAGCGUGCCCGUCAACGGGGGUUGGGAUGGUACCGGUAAUCAGGAGGUGUUCUCCAUGGACUCUAUGAGGCGGUCGCGCACUGGUAGCUCAAGCAGCAACUCCAGCAUGCCCAAUGAAAGCCCCCCUUUGCCGCCCCAAUCCGAGACGGAAGUGGCUGGAAUGGAGAACUACGACAUCCCUCCAGCUUUGCAGAGACUCAGCAUUGCCAACAUGCAACCCACAUAUGAUGUACCGCCCGCACUGCUCAGGCGAGACCCAUCGUUGCAAACCCAGGACGACAUCUACAAACCUGUGCCAGUGCCACGUCCGGCAGACUUAAACUCCAGCAUCCACUCCCCUUUUACGCAAGAUAAUCAGAAUCAGCUAAAUGGGGGAGCACAUGACUUGUAUGCCGUGCCGCCCAGGCACGAUGGGGGAGGGAUUUACGAUUACCCCCCGGCACAUCCUCUGGUAAAAAAUCAGAACAAAGAGACGACCUCCUCCACCGACAAACUUGCCCAGGACUUCAAGCAAAUCUCUGUCCGCAACUCAAGGGGUACGGACGACUCACUGGAUAUUUACAACGUCCCCCAGUCGAGUCUUAAGAAUGCCGCAGACCUUUUCACUUCCCCCGAGGAUGCAGCGGAGAAGAGUGCCACUCCUCCGCCAAGACCUCCCAAAUUGACUCCCACUUCUGCCACCUCUAUCGAAACCCAGGCCGUGCAAACUCCUCCAAGGCCGCCCAAGCCACAACACUUGAGGCCUUCCACCCCACCAUCAAGCUUUGAUGACACAUACGCCGUGCCUCCUGUCCAUGCCAUGCCUGUCUCCUCCCAGGAGUUGGAUGUUUCAAUUUACUCAGUUCCCCCCUCGCAUAUCAGAUCCCCACCAAAUGGGCACCAGUGGCUGGACAGCAAGGUCCCAACACCAGGCGGACCAGGCCAUCGGUACAUCAACACCAGCAAGAGUGCCAAUAGACAAUCCCUCCCUCCCAAAUCGGCCGGCUACUUCCACCAGAGGGUCGUCCCCCCUCCCCCGCAGCCUCAGAGGUCCUUUGACUCUGACCUUCGCUACGGCCCGUCCCCAACCCUGGAUCAUCUUGAGAGCUAUCUACCGAUGGACGGCAGCAGUGGUGAAUCCAACGUGUUCCAGUAUCCCGGCAACUCCACGUACAUGGCUAUGGAGGGCACCAACGGAGGUCCGAGACUGGAUGGACGUUCCUUCUCCGAAAGCCAACAGGAGACGUACGCCUUGAUGAACUCGGGAGUCCCGCUCCAGAGGGGGUCUGCGCCGGGUUUCGGUUACCGGCACACGUUUUCCGGUGGCGAGAGACCGCCCCCUAUUGACCGAAGUUUGAAGCCGGACAGGAAAACAAGCGAGGGAGGAAUCCGAUCUACCAGUACCGAACGAUUUGGAAUGGAAGGAAGUUUCUAUGCAACCAGCGAUAGUCUUCCUCCAAGGCCAGUGUCUGACAUGAGGCCGGUCCAAUCAGAUAGGACUAGGAGCUACAGCCGACGCCCGGGACAGUAUGAGAAUGCAAGGAUCGACACUGACGCAGAUCCGUACCGCGUAAGAAGCAACACUGGGGACAGCACCACCUCAUCCUCGGACGAUGACCUGUACGGUCCCGGGGAGCACGAACUCUACGCCCCCCGUGCGGUGCCAACGGUUCCAGAGGAGGACACGUACAUCUAUAAGGAUGUGCCAGGUACCAGCGGGCUCUCAGAGCGCCCCUUAACAGAAGGGCUGUCCAACACCCCCUUCCCUGCCCCGCCGCCCUGCCAGCAAAGUGACGAGAUCGAGUACCUGGAGCUUUCCCACGACCACGAGGAGGAAGCCCGUCAGCCUCCCCCGAGGCCCCCUAAGUCUAGCUCCCCGACGGUGGAAUACUUUGACCUGGACCCAGACAAGACCCAGGCUCUCAGGUUUGUGACCGAGAGACGGGAAGAAGAGAAGGAUGGGGGGAUGUCAGGCCGCAGCACGCUGACUAGGAACCGAGAUGUAUAGGAUUCAACAAUGAGAACUUGUUAUUACAGGCACCUACUGUACUUUAAAUAACCCUUACCCCUUAGGCCCUUUUGGCUAGGGACCAUCCUCAAUUCUGCAAAAUCCUCCAAUUGCAACCAUGUAAAAAUUAGAUACAGCCUCAAUCCUCCAAAAUCAUCCGUUAAUUCUUAAAUUUGUUCAUUGGAGGGGUGACCACUGCCUCAUUCCUUCAAGAUUCUCUGACUCGCUUAUUGUAGCAGAAAAUCCUGUGCUUACGGUAAGAGCAUUUCACGGGUUAGCGAGGAAUUUUGGCUUGUGCGCAUGUGUACAUCCCGUAACUAAGGAUUCUGUGAUUACUGGCUUAGCGCAGAAUUUUUUUCUUCUAGCGCGGUUAGCAUAGAGUGGUGAUCGUAAGCACAGAAUUCUGUGGUUAGCAGAGCCAUGGAAUGGGGCCCAGAUGUGAAUCAAGUCCGUUAUCCAAAAAACCCUGACGUUGUCUUUCCAUCAGUAUCGUCUCGGUGCUUUUUGCCAAAGUAGGUCUACAUAUCAAUGAUAGACCUUAUGCGUAGCAGCCAUCUUAGAGGGCAUCUUUUGUUAUUUUAAUUCAGUAGGAAUGAGUGCACGAAAGGUUCACUCAUGCAUAACCCAGCAAAAUAAAGACAUUACCCUCUAAGGUGGCUGCUGCGGAUAAGGUCUAUAGGCCCAAUUUCAAAAUGGACACAAAAAUGGACUGGGAAAAGUGCUUGGAAAGGCUUGUGGAUAGGUGGCUUCACAUUUUCCCACAUGAGAAAUUUCUUUUAAAAUUCAUGGAUUUUUGGCAUCCCAAAUUAAUAUGAUUUGGAAUCCUUACUAAUGAUCCGCAGAAAUGCCAUUCUAAAGAUGUAAAGUAUUUCCAAAUUGCUGAGGAACAACAUUUGAAAUUUCACAUUAUUUUAUGACGACUUUUUUCCCGACAAUUUUAAAGGAGUUUUACCCUGUAGAAUAAUUCUAAAAAGCCCUUUGUUUGCUUGAAAUGUAUAUAUAUAUUAUUAUACGAGAAACAAGACAAUAUGUUUGCAUGUAUCUAUUAAAAAAAAGGUGGAAAUAUUUUUAUGAUAUAAAAUGGACUGUUUUUAAGUUUGAUUUCAAAUUAUGUGACGGUAGCUGUUUAAUCGGCUUGGGUACUGUGAUUUAUCAAAUGUACACAGAGAUGCGAAUGGGCUAGGGGCUUUAUGUUUUACAUAGAAUUUUAUUACGUACUCACUUUAAGUAAUCAUAUGACAUAAUCAAGUUUUACAAUGCUGUAAAAACUAGCAAUUGUGUGAUGUUUGAUUUCCGCAAACACUGACCAAUUUGUGAAUUUGAAAUAACUGCAAACUGUAGCACUGUUGCUCCAAAGGCUACGAGUAAUCAAAGAACUCAUUUUAAGAUCGUAGUGUCAUAGAGCUUCAUGGAAUCUGACUCAUCUAACGUCUGAAUGUGCCAAAAUUGUGUUUUUUUCUUUUUAAAUGCUACAAAAUUCUUAUCACAACCUUUGACAGUGUUUGAACCAAAAAUAAAAUAGAAACACAAUGCCAUGUGUCAGUUGUAGCAUGAGAAAUCUCCUGACAUUGGAUUUGACAUGCAAGUUGUAAGUAACAGUAACAAAACUUUGUUAUAUUUUUUAUAACCCUCAAUAUAACCCGGAAUAUUUAUGGUGUAAAUACUCCAGAGGCGGCCAAAUUUUUGUGACUUACUUAUAAUAAUGCCAUGAUAUGAAUUUCUAACUUUUGAUGAAUGAGGUCCAUACUCAGGAUGUUGCUUUUAAAAAAAAUCACAGCUUUUUUAAACUAUAACUUCCCGGAAUCCAUCCACAAUUGAAGUGGCCAACACUAUGGGGACAGCAGAAAGUCCUAAUAACUCAAUCGUAAUUUUUCUAACAAUAGAAAACUGCCCCACAAUGCGGUGCUGGCCAGGGCACAUGUACAUACGCAGUGUUACCCUUUGAACACAACUCAGUUAUGCUUUGUAUGUUUUAAACAUGUUCUAUUUUUUUAAUGAGAUGCAACCAGCAAUUGAAAAUGUGAAGUUAUCUUAAGUCGUACAUUAACACAACACAAACCAAACCUUAGCAUUUGUAUCCUUUUUUUAAUGCAAGAAAACCUUAAUUUUCCAAUAAAGUUUUGAUUCGCAGGGCAUUAACCAAGGACUUUUAAGAUUACAUUCGAUAUUUGUACUUGAUAAGAAAUGUGAUUUCCUUUUUAUCUCUUACUAACGCUGCAGAUCUGUAGCAUAUGAACCACUUUUAGUAAUUCUCGAAACGAGUAUUCUGCCAAAUUUGAAUAGUUUCUUUUUGUAUUAGAUCUAUGCACACACUACAAAGCUCCCAUUCCUAUGCAUUGUAAAAUUCCACGCGUUCUUUCCAGACAAUCAGGGUGGUUUCUUUACUUUUUCUAAUUUUGCUCCUGCAUAGUGUUGUUUGUGUCUUUGUAAUGCCCCAACUUGACCAUGGUCCCACUUUUGGUAGUCUGAGUAUCUCACCCAUUCUUCAACGGAGCCCUCUCAGUAUCCAACGUCUUAUAUAUAUCUAAGCAUGCACAUGAUGUCAUUUCGAUCAGAAAUGUGGACUAAACUGUUGAUUGGUCAAUUUGGCUGACAUGUUUUUAUAAUACAACAACAGGUUACGGAAGACCCGAUACAAGGUGCCCGCUGAAUGGUCAGAAUCUCAAGGUCAAGACGCAGUCUUGUUUUGCGUAAUUAAUCGCCGAAUCUGAUCGCAUAUCAUAGACCUCUAUUCCAUAGACUAUUCUUUGGCUAGGACAGUCCCAACUUUAAUACGGGUUCCAGUUGGAAAACUUUUGUUAAGAUGCACCCAGCUUAAUUUGGGACCGAUGGUCAAGUUUAGGCGUAACAUCUUGUUUAGACUUUGAAUAUGUAUUUACUGUAAAAGAAUAUGAACCAGUCAACAGUAUAUGUGUUUUACAAACUUGGCUAAUUGACUUGUCUUUCUAAAUGACUAUUUUCAUUCUAUGCUGCAAAUGUUUUUAAUUUUGAAAAAGUCAGAAGGUUUUAUGCACGGAACAGUACUGGCCUUCUAUGCUUAAAACCACAUUAAACUGCCCAGAAUGAAAUCUGAUUAAAUGUUCGCUUCAAAAUUGUGCAUGCCAUUCUGUGAAUACACACACAGAAUCUUUAUUAGGGCAAUAAUCAGUUGUAAAUACUUUCCAAAAUUAAUACAUGUAGCUGCUUCGCUAUGCAUCUCUUAUUUUUUUAUCCCUGUGAUUUGAAUAUUUUAUAAUCAGUACACUGUACAGUACUAAAUUUUAUUAUUAUUUUUUUCCUGAGUAAAUAUGAAAUUUAUUGUAUCUAAAACUCCCAAAUUAUUUUUUACUCCAAUGUUUAACUUUCUGCGUAUAUUUUUUUUGCAUGUAAAUACAUUUACUCGGUACUUGGUUCAGACUGCGUAUGACUGAUUUGUAGAAUACCAAUAAAUUGUACAUUUAAUGGAAGACUUGUCGAAAUAUAUAUACUACAAAAUGUUAUGAAUUAAGUUGGCGGUCAAAAUUUGUAUUGCAACAAUAAAAAAACGGAGUAAAUUUAAAUUUUAAUAUUCAAUAAUCCAAGCAAGCGAACCAAAAGGCUAAAAAGGAACUGCCACCGGACUGAAAAAGCGAAUGUAAUUUAAAAGUUACUCAGUAAAAACCAGUAGUUCCCUGAGUUGUCUAGACGUUAUCAGAUUGUAUUACCAUUAACAUAUACCGGUGUAAAAUUAUAUGGGAUUAGCUCUUGUUUUCACAAGUGUGUUUUUGACACUUCGCCGUUUCGAAGCCGUACACCCAAGAAAUUCUCGGACAUUCAACUUGAACAUGCUUUGCUCACUUUGAUUUUUUAUUAUAUUGUUACACAGUGGCUGUGUUUUUCCUACUGCCCUUGCCUUAAUGUAUAAGAUAUCUUUUUUCCAAAGUAAACAGUAAAUGCUGUGUGUAGUACUAAGACAAAUCUCUAGCGUAAUCUUUUUAUCAAUACUUGUAGAAAUCUGAACUUUUUAUGGUGCAUUUUUAAAUGGGUGGUUUUUAUUACUUAAAGCUUUGCAAGUAGCUUUAACUCUGUGAACAUGAGAUACUGGGUCAGUUACUUCUUUCCACAUGAAGCAAAAUUGGCUCUCGGGGGGCCUUUUGCUGUAUACUUUAUGUGUUGGUUAGCUCACAAUGACUUUUGCAAGAAGUACUUCAUUAAAACAAUUUGGCCGUUGAAUUUGUGAAA
Molecule: messenger RNA, 6940 nt
Organism: Patiria miniata (bat star)
Lineage: Eukaryota; Metazoa; Echinodermata; Asteroidea; Valvatida; Asterinidae
Product: GRB2-associated-binding protein 1-like
Exons: 9
Coding region: 86-2740 (884 amino acids)
Source: RefSeq, a predicted model, not a curated record